Aspergillus clavatus NRRL 1 is the source of this 618-nucleotide messenger RNA. RefSeq lists its product as uncharacterized. NCBI's taxonomy places the organism in Eukaryota, Fungi, Ascomycota, Eurotiomycetes, Eurotiales, Aspergillaceae. Gene Ontology annotation, molecular function: CoA-ligase activity. Gene Ontology annotation, biological process: secondary metabolic process. The record is from RefSeq and is a predicted model, not a curated record. The coding region runs from base 1 to 618 and encodes 205 amino acids. The transcript is spliced from 3 exons.
AUGAGUUUCAAACCCUCGGAGCGUGUCUCCCUGCCGUCGGUGGAUGUGAUUUCCUACGCCUUCGACAAUGCUUACGAUGUCGAUCGACCUAUCCUCAUCGACGUGCAUGACCCCUCUCGAUCCAUUUCGUGCCGGCAGGCGAGGAAGAUUGUCCGCCAGCUGGUUGCCGGACUGCGGGCCUGGGGAGUGAAACCGGGCGAUUGUGUUGCCAUCCACUCCUUCAAUGAGAUUUAUUACUGCAUGCUAGUGCUGGCCAUCGUGGGUGCUGGAGGCGUAUUCGCUGGCACCAAUCCGGCCUACACACGGCCCGAAUUGGCGCACCUUUUCCGGACAGCUGAAGCCCGAUUUGUGGUUUCCGAGCCGGAGAUCGUACAGCCAGCGCUGGAAGCCGUGAAAGAAACGGGCAUCCCCGAAAAGAAUGUCCUGAUCUUCGAUGUCCUGGGGCAGAGUAUCCCCCCUGGCCAACAGUCCUGGAGGACACUUUUCGAUCAUGGAGAAGAAGAUUGGAUGCGUUUCGACGACCAACAGACAGCGGAACAACCGACGGCCGCCAGGAUGUUCAGCAGUGGAACGACCGGAUCGCCCAAGCGGUCACGAUCACCCACCGCAACCUCGUAG